AUGCAGCCGUCAGCUGCCACUGCUGAGGGCCUCAGCGGCCCCCUCUUUGGGGCCUACACGCUCCCCACCUUCAAGUUCCAGCCUCGCCGUGAAAGCAUAGACUGGAGGCGCAUUAGUGCCCUGGACGUGGAGCGCGUGGCCCGGGAGCUGGACGUGGCCACCCUGCAGGACAACAUCAUCGGCGUCACCUUCUGCAACCUGGACCGCGAGGCGUGCAGCCGCUGCGGGCAGCCAGUGGACCCCGCGCUGCUCAAGGUGCUGCGCCUGGCUCAGCUCACCAUCGAGUACCUGCUGCAUUGCCAGGACUGCCUGAGCGCCAGCGUGGCCCAGCUGGAGGCCCGGCUGCAGGCCAGCCUGGGCCAGCAGCAGCGCGGCCAGCAGGAGCUGGGCCGCCAGGCCGACGAGCUUAAGGGCGUGCGCGAGGAGAGCCGGCGGCGGCGCAAAAUGAUCAGCGCCCUGCAGCAGCUGCUGGUGCAGACCGGGACGCAGAGCUGCCACGCGUGCCACCUGUGUGACAAGACGUUCAUGAACGCCACCUUUCUCCGGGGCCACAUCCAGCGCAGGCACGCAGGCAUGGUGGAAGGUGGGAAGAAGCAGCAGGAGCAGUCAUGGGUGGACUCACUGGAAGAGCUGCGGGCCAAGCUCAAGUGGACCCAGGGGGAGCUGGAAGCCCAGAGGGAGGCCGAGAGGCAGCGGCAGCUACAGGAGCUGGAGAUUGCUCGUCAGAGGGAAAUAGAAGCUAAGAAAGAAUUUGAUGAAUGGAAGGAAAAAGAACGGAGCAAGCUCUAUGGGGAAAUAGACAAGCUAAAGCAAUUAUUUUGGAAUGAAUUUAAAACUGUGGCCAACCAGAACUCCUCGCUAGAAGAGAAGCUUCAGGCACUGAAGUCCCACAGUGUGACAGAGUCCCAUCUGGGAUCACUGCGGGAUGAGGAGUCUGAGGAGCGGCUCCAGCAGGCACAGGAGCUCCAGGCCCUAAGGGAGAAGAUGGAGGUUCAGAAAGCAGAGUGGAAGAGAAAAAUGAAGGAACCAGAAGAGCGUGCCUUGGAGAAGCGAGAGCUGCAGGAGGAGAACAAGCGGCUGCAGGCCUCGCUGUCUCAGGAUCAGAAGAAGGCAGCCGCCCAGGUCCAGCGCCACAUCAGCGUCCUGCGCCAGCUUCAGGACCAAGCUAGGAUGAUCGCCUCCCAGGAGGAGAUGAUCCAGACUCUGUCCCUCCGGAAGGUGGAGGGGGUCCAAGAAGCACUGCAGGCUGUGGACACAGAGGAGGACUCUCCUGAGGAAGAGCUGGAGGACUCCAGAGACAAACAGAAGGUGCUAGCAGCUCUGAGGCAAAACUCUACUUUGCUGAAGCAGUUCCGGCCCAUCCUGGAGGACACCCUGGAGGAGAAACUGGAAGGCAUGGGGAUAAAGAGGGACACAAAGGGAAUCUCAGUUCAGACGCUGAGACACCUGGAGUCCCUGCUGAGAGUCCAGCGGGAGCAGAAGGCAAGGAGAUUCUCUGAAUUUCGGAGUCUGAGGGAAAAGCUUAUCAAGGAAACCACCGGCAGAGUGAAAAAGAGAUGGGAGAACAGGGCUACAGUGCCCCAGCCCGAUGGCCAACCUCCAGUCAAAAGCCAGCAGAGCACACUGGUCACUGGAGAGGCCCGGACAAAGACCAGGACCCUGCAUGUGACAUUGCCAUCCAAGUUGGCAGAGCCACCCAUUCCUCAGAGUUGCAGCAGCCCUGACCUGACCCAGGUGUCCACCCCCACUCCACGCCCCAGAGCACAUGGAGCCCCCAGCAUCCCAGCUUCCCCUGGACCUGGACUGAGCAGCACGUCCCCGUUCAGUUCUGAAGAUGACUCAGAUGGGGACGCUGUGCGACACGUGUCUCUUCAGCCCCCAAAGGUUCCCUGUAGGAAGGCACCCCGGCCCGAGAAUGACUGGGACUGGUCCGAGUCUGAGUCCUCAGAGGAGAAGGGCUCGGGAGGGCUGGCUUCCUCAGGAACAAUGGUGCAGUCGAUGAUCAAAAACCUCGAGAAGGAGCUUGACGCUCCAGCCAAUAAGCCUGCUGGUGGGGUCAGUGUGUUCCUGAGGCCCAACACUGGUCCACAGAGGGCUGCUGCACUGGGAAGAAAGCCUCAGCUUUCUGAGGACGAAAGUGACUUGGAGAUCUCUUCAUUGGAAGAUCUCACCCAGAACCUGGACCAGAGAGAGAAACCAAAGCCCUUGUCUCGCUCGAAGCUCCCAGAGAAGUCUGACACCAGUGCUUGGAGCUCUGGCCGACCUAGGGUCCCUGGCUGGUGAUCCUGUCCAGAACCUGGCAGGCAGAGGACCAACCUUGUCACUUGCUGGGGCCAGCUUGGG
Molecule: messenger RNA, 2343 nt
Organism: Castor canadensis (American beaver)
Lineage: Eukaryota; Metazoa; Chordata; Mammalia; Rodentia; Castoridae
Gene: Dzip1l
Product: DAZ interacting zinc finger protein 1 like
Biological process (GO): cilium assembly
Cellular component (GO): cytoplasm; ciliary basal body
Source: RefSeq, a predicted model, not a curated record